This is a messenger RNA of Pygocentrus nattereri (red-bellied piranha), 2835 nucleotides long. RefSeq names its product B cell receptor associated protein 31 (gene bcap31). The record is from RefSeq and is a predicted model, not a curated record. The transcript has 8 exons. Gene Ontology annotation, cellular component: endoplasmic reticulum membrane; endoplasmic reticulum. Gene Ontology annotation, biological process: intracellular protein transport; endoplasmic reticulum to Golgi vesicle-mediated transport. NCBI's taxonomy places the organism in Eukaryota, Metazoa, Chordata, Actinopteri, Characiformes, Serrasalmidae. The coding region runs from base 161 to 904 and encodes 247 amino acids.
AUUUUGUUAGUGGUUUGUCGGAAACUGGAAAGCUGACGGCGCGGCCACGCAGAGCGGAAGAGAAACGCAGCAGAGCAGAAGUUUUGUUUGGCGUUUUUUAGGCUCUGUGAGGCCUUUACUUUUAUUUCACUCUUCCGAGCUCCGUUUGUAAGCUGCCGGUAUGAGUCUGCAGUGGACGGCCGUGGCUACGUUCCUCUACGCCGAGGUGUUUGCGGUGCUGCUGCUCUGCGUGCCCUUCGUCUCUCCGAAACGAUGGAGCAAAAUCUUCAAAUCUCGUUUGGUGGUCGCCGUUACAACUUAUGGAAACACAGCAUUCAUCGUGGUUAUCUGUAUCCUGGUCUUCCUUUUGGUUGAUGCGUUCCGAGAAGUGCGAAAGUACAGUGUGACUGACAAGGUGGACUUGACCAACAACCCUGUGGCCAUCGAGCACAUCCACAUGAAGCUGUUCAGAGCACAGAGGAACGAGUAUAUUGCAGGCUUCGCCCUGCUUCUAUGUCUGUUGUUGCGGCGCCUGGCCUCUCUUCUCUCCCAGCAGGCCACACUCAUGGCCUCCAACGAGGCAUUCCAGAAGCAGGCAGAGGGAGCCAGCGACGCUGCCAGAAAGUACAUGGAGGAGAACGAGAAGCUCCAGGAGAAGCUGAGAGAGGCAGGUCUGGAGGUGCCUGAAGUGGGAGGCAAGACCAAGGCCAGCGCUGAAGAAGAGAACAAGACUCUGAAGGGGGAGGUCAGGCAGCUGAAGGAUGAGCUUGAUGCCACCAGGAAAGCUCUUCAGAAGUCAGACAGUGAUGUGAAGGCCAUGAAGAAGCAAGCGGAGAAUCUUACGGUGGAGUAUGAUCGUCUGCUGGAGGAGCAUGCCAAACUGCAGGCGAAACUCGACUCUCAACAAGACAAGAAGUCAGAUUGAACCUGUUACUGUCAUAUAUCAGUCCACUCUUCCUCCUCGACGCCAGGUCCACGCAUCACUUCCGGCUGCUGGAUUUAAUCAUACAGGAUUUGGAAGCAUUCCUGUGUGCUUUACUCCUAAUAAUGCUGCGUUUGGUGAAACGUCAAAUGUUUUGUUCGUGGUUUUUUUUUUCUUCCUUUUUUCUUUAUCAUAAAGUAGCUCAAUGUCAUGACUUUCUUUUCUUCUGAAUGUGAAAAAAUGGUCUUUACUGAUUUUUCUACGCUUUAAAUGUUUUUGCAGCUCCUUGUAAUGUUUAGCGUAUUAAUAGAUCGACCAAGAAAUAUCUGUGGAUUAUGUGGAUAAUGAGCUGGCAAAAGAAAAAUAUCCAUAAUUGUUGGGGGAUAAAAGCUUUGUUACAUUCAUCGUUUUACUUUUUUGUAGUUAUUAUGCCUUAAAAAGGACGAAGUUGAAUAUCAGCAUAGUGUUUAUUGUAUACAAAUCAAAAUUGAAUUACGGAAUGGAAACAAGGGUGAAAUAUGUGGGUUUCAAUGUUUGGUGCUGGUUAAUUUUGGAGGAGGUUGUGGAUUUAGAAUCUUCUCCACUUUCCUUUGGCCAUCUGGGACUGUACACUUCCAGUAAGCACUAAAGAAAGUUCAGCCAGGUCACUUUCAUGUUCCCAACCUUUUUUUUUUUUUUUUUGCCAGAACCGCUCACUGUAGGAAAAUAUCACCUAUCUUAUUGUUCUCUGCUGGGAUUACUCUCUUACAUUGUAUUACAUUCUUACAUUGUAAAAGUAGAACACACAGUGGACAAGCUUAUUCCAGCAGUGGCUGGUUUAUUCCACUGAGUCAGUAUAAUGUGAUCUGAAUCAGGCCCUGCUGCAAUCAAGCGGACUGGCAGUGACUUUGCAUGAACGGUCAAGCGUCCGUAGCCUAGGUUUCAAAACACUGAGGUCGCCUUUGAGUUUCAAGUUUCCGAUUCGAUAGAGAGACCGUUUAGUCCAGUCUUGGUGGUGCCUCCCAAAUACAGGAGCCAGCAGCUACUUGUAAUUUCCCCGGUUGCAGAUUGAUAGCCAUUGUAGGGCAUAUACAGCAAUAAAGAAUGGAAAAAGCAACAGAUGACGCUAAGCUGCCUUGGCUUUACUGGCCUUGCAAACGAAUAGCUCAACACAGCGUUAGAGUGGUGACGCUCGACACUCGUCAGUUGAUCGUUGCAGAGUGUAACAAGUGCUCAGCCUGUACACACGUCUGAAGAGUUGUGGCUGUCCAGAUAAAUAUAGAGGCUCAUUGUAAAGCAGUGCAGGAAAGCUGGGGGUACACGGAGGUAUUUUAGAACACGAGGUUUUAUAGUUCAUAGUUCUGUGAAUGUUCAGCUACACCAAGCAUGCAAGGUAUUUUUUCUCCUACAUUAAUCGUAGUUCACCAUUUGGGUUCUUCUCAGAAUGCAUGCAUCUAAAAUAUUGUACUGUCUCUUAAUGUAUGUUUAAGGACUUGAGGGUAUAUUCAGGGUUGGUGGAAAUUGUAUUAACUUGGAAGAUGGUGAACAAAUACAUGUACAAGCCGCACAACACACUUGGAAUGUUUAGUUAGGAUGUUUUUCUGCUUUGUUCCUCGUCUGCAUCACCAAAUGUAGCAGUGAAGCGCCAGAGAAGUCCUCAGUCUAUGACCUUAUUGCAUAUUUCAUAUUUGAUCAUCACCCUGCAGGAACAGACACAUUACUCUUCUGAUUGCCUAUAAUGGCUCAUCUAAACUGUCCAUUGUGACUUCAGACCAAUUUUGUGCUCUGUUUCUGAAACCAGGCAGGAUAUUUUGGCUGAUUUACUAGCAGUUAGUUAAGUUUUGUCACUCAGUUCUCUGCAUGCUGCAGUUUAUUACCGGUUCCAUGUUUGGCAAUGUGCUUCAAAUGAGAAGUUGAUAAACUACUUCCAUUAAAGUCUCUGUUAAAACUCUUAA